GCGGCAAGUACCCCAAGGCGGCGCAGCGCGGCGGGUGCGGUUCAGUCCGGGCGGCAGCGGCGGAGGAGGAUGUGGGCUACGCACGGGCUGGCGGUGGCGCUGGCCCUGAGCGUACUGCCAGGCAGCGGGGCGCUGCGGCCAGGCGACUGCGAAGUUUGUAUUUCUUUUCUGGGAAGAUUUUACCAGGACCUCAAAGAUAGAGAUGUCACAUUCUCACCAGCCACUAUUGAAAAAGAACUUAUAAAGUUCUGCCGUGAAGCAAGAGGCAAAGAGAAUCGGUUGUGUUACUACAUAGGGGCCACAGAUGAUGCAGCCACCAAGAUCAUCAAUGAGGUAUCCAAGCCCCUGGCCCACCACAUCCCUGUGGAGAAGAUAUGUGAGAAGCUAAAGAAGAAGGAUAGCCAGAUCUGUGAGCUAAAGUAUGACAAGCAAAUCGACUUGAGCACAGUGGACCUGAAGAAGCUCCGAGUGAAAGAGCUGAAGAAGAUCCUGGAUGACUGGGGGGAGACUUGCAAAGGGUGUGCAGAAAAGUCUGACUACAUCCGGAAGAUAAAUGAACUGAUGCCUAAAUAUGCCCCCAAGGCAGCCAGUGCUCGGACUGAUUUGUAGUCUGCCCCAUCCCUGCUGCACCUGAGGGGAAAAAAACAGUUCAGCUGUAGCGUCCCAAA
Marmota monax (woodchuck) is the source of this 668-nucleotide messenger RNA. It is a transcript of the gene Manf, whose product is annotated as mesencephalic astrocyte derived neurotrophic factor. The transcript has 4 exons. Bases 70 to 609 code for a protein of 179 amino acids. Gene Ontology annotation, cellular component: endoplasmic reticulum. Gene Ontology annotation, biological process: dopaminergic neuron differentiation; neuron projection development. The record is from RefSeq and is a predicted model, not a curated record. Lineage: Eukaryota; Metazoa; Chordata; Mammalia; Rodentia; Sciuridae.